CGAUUGUCUCGUUGAACUCCGGAGCUGGUAUGCCGGAGAGGUUGGCGACUACCUCAUGACGGAGACGCCGGAUUUCUACAUAGGGAUCAUAUGGGUUGAGCUUCUCUUUCAAUGGCCUCUGGUGCUUGUGAAUCUUUAUGGCAUUUUGGCAGGGAAGCAUUGGUUCAACACCACCUGCUUGAGUUAUGGCAUUUCUCUAUUCACUGGGAUGGUUCCAAUAUUUGCAGAACUCACAAGAUCAGGAAGGGCACCGGAAAAGUUGUUGACGGUGUACUAUACGUUCUUGAGUUUGGGUGUUCUUGCCAUACUUCGUGGAUUGCUUCCCAACUCAUCAACAACCAAGUUCUCUUCUGCAACCUUUGGCAAGAGACCUGCCUCGGGUAGGAAGAAGAGAGUUUGAACGUUAACCUGCGACCCUAAGUAACCAGAAGUUUAUAAUCAUCAUCUUCUCAAA
This is a messenger RNA of Fragaria vesca subsp. vesca, 454 nucleotides long. RefSeq lists its product as uncharacterized. The coding region runs from base 56 to 400 and encodes 114 amino acids. The record is from RefSeq and is a predicted model, not a curated record. NCBI's taxonomy places the organism in Eukaryota, Viridiplantae, Streptophyta, Magnoliopsida, Rosales, Rosaceae. The transcript is spliced from 2 exons. Gene Ontology annotation, cellular component: endoplasmic reticulum.